Molecule: messenger RNA, 1172 nt
Organism: Nelumbo nucifera (sacred lotus)
Lineage: Eukaryota; Viridiplantae; Streptophyta; Magnoliopsida; Proteales; Nelumbonaceae
Source: RefSeq, a predicted model, not a curated record
GCGAUUUUUGGCUGAGGUGGUGAGGUAUUUUGUAGAAUCGAAACGGUCUGGGCAAUCCUCUAUUUCUCUUUCUCCAGGUGAUUUCUUUUCCGUUUUUUUGGGGUUAUGAAAUCUGAAAUUUCUCCUUGGGACUGAGGAGUGAGGGAGUUCGGACAGGGGAAAGAAGGAAAAGAAAACGGUCAGUGGCAUUUCAGUAGUUUCAAUAGAAAUCUAUGACCAAUUUGAACGUAACAAAUGGAACUAUAAGUGUGAAGUAAGACGACCGACCGACAGACCAUAUUUCUUUCAUCCGCUCCGAUCUCUGGCCGAAGAGUUUAGUUUUGCUGCAAUGGCUGUUGUUACGUGGUUUCUUGUUGUUGCUCUUCUUUUUGUAUCUGCUUCCGCCGAUGGUAAGAACAACCCAGCCGAUGAACUUGUGUCCAUUCUCAAUAGCAACAGAACUGCACACAAGUCAACUGCACUUUUUGACAAUCCGGGCCUUGGAUGCAUUGCUUUGCAAUACAUAAAAGCAUACCAAGGAAGAUGUGACGAUGUAGGAGGCUCUGACGCCAAAAAGCCUGCUGAUGCUGAAUUUGCAGAGACAUUUGCACCCAACUGUGGGGUCCAAGCAUCAACACUUGGCCCCAUCACAGGCCGUUUACUUGGAUGCCAGUCUAAAUAUGUUGGUGCUUCUGAGGCCUUCUCAGGUCUUCUGAUUCACAACAGCAAGAGUUUGGAAAUAUUGUAUAGUAGCAAUCACACAGAAGUAGGGGCUGCUGUAAGUGGAACUGAUGGUGGAGCCCCGUAUUUCUGGUGUGUGCUUUUUAGCAAUGGAAAACGUAACAGUAGCUUUGUUUUGGAUGGUGGUGUGGCUAAGACACAACGACCUGGAUGCUUUAGUGGCACCAAUGAUGAUUGCAGUAGCGCUUAUAUGUCUCAGGGCCCCCUGUGGUCCACUGUUGUAGGGAUUUUGAUUGCAGUAGCGUAUGCCCUUGGUUUUUGACCCUCCUUCGCCUUGUAAUUCAUUUGCUUUGCCUGAUUGCCGUCCUUUUAAAUUUACAUCACUUGUCUCUGUAAUUCUUUCUUUCUUUUUGUCAUUGAGUGUGAAAAAUACACGAAUUAUACAAUUUUCUUGUAAUUGCCCUUCAUUUUUGACUUUUCAUAAUCCUUUCUCUAUUCUAGUUGAACUUGAA